AUGACUGAAAAGGAUUUAGUACAUCACUAUAAAGUGUUGAAACAAUUCUUGGAUAUAUCAGAUGACCUGGCACUGAGAAGCAAAACAAAUUCAACCAGAGCAGCUAGAGCUAGAGAAAAACUUUUGAAGCUUUCUGAAGCUCAAUUUAAGGAGUUGAGCACUGAUGUGUAUGAUGAGCUAAGAAGAAGAAUAGAUGAGUCAAGAGGAGAGCCUGAUUAUUUACUACCAAAGUCUUCGUUUCACCCAAAAAGGAACCAAGCAAGGCAAAAGUUAUCUUCAUUACCCCAACUGAGAUUUAAAGACUUGGUAUCUGAUAUCUCUUAUGAAAUUGAACGAAGAAAUUUGCACACUGAAUAUUUAGAGGACUCGAAUACGAGAAGAUUAGAUGGAGAGCAUGCUGGUCCUGCGACUGAUCAUGAGUCAGAUCGACUUGAAUUGAAUGAUAAAAAUCAUUCCAGCCCUGACAAAAAAGUGAAUGGGUCUCACAGUCGAAAUCCUAAUGAGCAGAACACUGACUUCAAAAAUCAAACGAUUGGAGUUCAAUCAAAGACAGUUGUUCCAGAAAAAGCUAAUUUGACCUGGUCAAGCGACGACGACGAUGAGGAAGAGGAGGAGGAUGAAGAAAAUGGUAAAGGAGCAGACUCUAAGAAUAAAGCUAAGAACUCUUUGCCUUAUUCACUAGAUUCAGACGAGAAUGAUAAAGUGAUUGCUGACUUAAAAGUGCAAUUGGAUACAUUGAGGUCCGAAAAAGAGGAGUUGGAGAGAAAAACGUCUUCUCUUCAAGAUGAUUACCAAAAUUUGGUUAAACAAAAUAGAGCACUAAGUGAAGAGCUUGACGUUCUAAGUGAUGAAAAGCAGAAAUACCAAAUUAAAAAAUCAGAUUCGAUGGUGAGUAAUAACAAAUUAUUAGAGGAUUUUGAAGCCCAAAAGGCAGCUAAUGCGGCAUUGCGGUUAGAAAUACAAUCAUUGAAGAACUCAACGUCAAGGAGAAACACCAGUUUGCGUGAGUUAAAUUCAAGUUCCGGAAGUAUCCACUAUAACAAUACACCCAAUAAUCAAGCCAAGAAUUUAGGUCUGACAGCACCAGCACAUGAUGUUAGAAAGGAAAUGGAGUUAGUUCUUGAGAAACUCUCAGACUUAAAUAUUAGCAGACAACCGGUAGAAGAGAAUAGCAUUCUUGACCUCAAACAUGAAAUUACGAAAUGGCAGAGCAAGUACGAGGAAGCGCGUUCAAAUCAAAUUUCGAGAGCAUUUUCUACUGAGAUGGUGCGUCCUGGAAAGUUAGGAGAAUAUAUAUCACUGUCAGGUCUAAUUUCUAUUAGGUUGAUAUCUGACUUUCAUUCUUUGGUAGAAAGUUUUAUGAUUAAUCUUGAUGCAACGUUAAUUAACUGUGAUUUACUUUUUGAAAAGAUUGCAAAACUAUCGGUUCUUAUAAAUGAGAUAGCUGAGCAGGGAGACAAUAAAAUUUUGAAUAGUAAUGAGCACUCAGUAAAUCUUCGUGAGUCAACGACAUAUGCUCUUACUGCAGUGAGAUAUUUCGCAUCAUUUGAUGUUAUUUUACCUAAAGUGGUGGUAGAACGAUCGAUUGGUGAAAUAUGCUUUAGCUUGUGCGAGUUAAUAAGCGCUUCAAAGUUAAAUGAAAAUUCUUAUAAUUCAAGAAGGGUUGAAAGUGAUGAGGUAAAAUUAUCAAAGCCAGCAACAAGUGUUGCCGAUAACUUCGAUGCAAGACCCUUGAGAAUGGCAAAUAGGCUUAGACAGCAACAAACUCAAUCUCAGGAUGAUCUUGUCGGAUUUAGUUCCCCCAAGGAAAAUGGAAACGGAAACACUGCCCCUCCUUUAAAUUCUGAGACUAUUGCUGGAGGACAAAGUAAUCUAAAGUUAAAUGAUGACUCUUCUCGCUUUAAUAUUAAUGAAGAAGAUAUAAAGAAAGAGAGAGAUUUAGCCCCCGUGAUAGAUGAUCGUGGGAACACGGCCGGAUCUUUGAAAAGCACUAAUGCUGAUAACUUGUCAUUUGAUAGAUCAAUUCCUGAGAAUCCUAACAGAAGUGGCACUCUUGGCCAAACACCAGCUUCCUCUAGUAUUGCAGCAAUUAGUUCCAAAGAUAUCACGGGUAGUGAUGAUGGUUUACUGUCUACAAGUGGAACUCCAGAGAAGAAAUCUAUUUCUAAGACAGAAUCUAAACUGGCCUCCCCUAAGGACAGUUCACCGGGUAGAUCAACGCUGUCGAAGAAUAUACUUGAUCGAGUGAAGCAAUUUGAGAGCCCAGACAAUGAUAAAGUCGAUGGGUCAAAGAUAGUAAAUGAAAACAUUCUGAAUUCAGGGUCAUUGCCCGUAAGAAAUAAAAGUUUUUUCCAAUCAUUAAGAGAUAAGCUUAGUACAGACAAUGAUGAGCAAAAUGUAUCACAUAAGGGCCUGAAUUCAGUAAUGUCAACGGAACAAGAAGAACCAACAGGACUGACUGAACAAAGUAGAAAUGUUGAAGCUAAAGAGACUAAUGGAAGUAGGCUCGAUGUCAAUGACCAAGAUUCUAUUGACGAAGUUUCUUUUAUAAAUAGGGAUUCUAGUAACAAAGCUCCAACUGGUGAAUCAGAGCCCAUUGGUAGCUAUAAUAAAAUUGAGACAGAGAAGAUAGAAGAGGAGAAUUUAAGUGAUAGCACUGGUGAAAUUUAUUCUGAAGAUGAAAAUAAUUCCGAAGAGAAGAAAGCAAGACACAGGCAAGAGCAAAGGAAGUCUGUCGCAGCGGCUACUUUCAAUAUUGAUUUGUUCGAUAUUGAUGAUCCAGAUAACACCUUAACCCAGGUUCUAUUAUAUCUUGAACACCAAACAGUCCAGGUCAUCACAACCAUUCAAUCGUUGUUAUCUGCUAUUAAAAAGCCAAAUGCAACCAGAGGUGAUCUUCGCGACAAGUCACAAGCUAUAACUGUAGUUAUUUCUCAAAUGACUGAGGCAACAAACACAUCAAUGAAUCAAACUCGUAAUUCUCAGUUGAAAGAACAUGGAAGCUGGGUUGUCAAAAGCUUGGAAGACUGCAACCACAGAAUGAAUAUUUUGUGUAAGCCAAAUUCUCAAAAGAAUGAUACAGACUUUGCUGAUAAGAAUUUCAAGCAAAGACUAGCCGGUAUAUCUUUUGAUAUAGCCAAGUGCACCAAGGAGCUUGUAAAAACUGUUGAGGAGGCUAGUAUUAAGGAAGACAUUGCGCACCUCGAUGCUAGAUUAAACCAUCAAGAUGAUUUGACUUAA
Priceomyces carsonii is the source of this 3240-nucleotide messenger RNA. It is a transcript of the gene SPA2, whose product is annotated as Spa2p. Bases 1 to 3240 code for a protein of 1079 amino acids. NCBI's taxonomy places the organism in Eukaryota, Fungi, Ascomycota, Pichiomycetes, Serinales, Debaryomycetaceae. The transcript has a single exon. Gene Ontology annotation, biological process: invasive filamentous growth; pseudohyphal growth; bipolar cellular bud site selection. Gene Ontology annotation, molecular function: MAP kinase scaffold activity. Gene Ontology annotation, cellular component: mating projection tip; cellular bud neck; incipient cellular bud site. The record is from RefSeq and is a predicted model, not a curated record.